Messenger RNA from Candidozyma duobushaemuli, 2364 nucleotides. RefSeq lists its product as uncharacterized. The coding region runs from base 1 to 2364 and encodes 787 amino acids. Lineage: Eukaryota; Fungi; Ascomycota; Pichiomycetes; Serinales; Metschnikowiaceae. The transcript has a single exon. The record is from RefSeq and is a predicted model, not a curated record.
AUGCUACGCUGGUUGAGCUUCAAGAAAGCUUUUUACUGUGCAGUGGCAUACGUCAUUUAUUUGUUGGUGUUUGGCUGCAAGGCUGACUACUCGUCUGCCUUUGCUCCCACCAGAUACACAUGUGAUGCUGCAAAUUUCUUUGUGUACCCAACGUGGAACACGCACUUUCAGCCACAUCUUGAAUGGAUUGACCAGAAUACGGGCAUUGUCGAGAAAGUGACUCCCGUAUGGAAAAAAACUCAUGCAUCCUGGGCAAAGAUCGAUGAGAACUACGCCUUGUCUUAUACUUUAGACAAGUACAAAGUGCAGCUGCAAGAUUGGGCCGCUGUUUACGUUCACCCAUACAUUGAUGUUGUGACAACCCAGCUCGACUACGUAUGGGCAAGAAUUGUGCUGUACUACAAAGGCAGCGCAGGCCCGGUUUUGGAACAUUACUUCAACACUUACAACCAUCAUUUGGUGGACUCUGUCGACAACUCUGUGAGUUACGUGAAGAGACACUCUGCUUUGAUUUUUGAUAAUACUCGCAAACACUCUGGCCGCUUCAUUGAGUUGCAGGUUGUCCCCAAGGCUUCGUCUUUGUGGGCCACUGUCUCUACUAAUGCGUUUGUCGUGAAGGUGGCUAACGUUACCAGGCUUCUGUAUUUGGGAGCGCAGAUCAGCCGUCUUUUCGACGCCCUCCUUGAGGAAAGCGGAAAGAUUAAUUCUUCAUUCAAGAACAAGACGGAGUUUGUCAAGAGUGAGCUCAAGCAUUAUAUCGAGUCUGGUGUCGGCAAGCAGAGAAGAGCUUCCGGUGCUACUAGCGAGGAUGUCAUCGACGUGGUCAAAACCAUUUUGGAGGAUAUCACUUCAGCUGUCGGUGAUGAAAGAGAGCCAAUUCCUCACAGCAGUGUUACAGAGACAGACGAGGCUGUCGCAUCUACUGUUGGGUCUAUUCUCAGUGAGGUCCUUUCUGAGAGCGAUGAGCCUAUUGAAGAGGGUAAGGAGUCUAUCGAAGAGGAGAAUAUUGAGACUGACACUACUGAAGUGGAGGUAACUGUUACUGAUACUGUUACUGACACUUUAGAGACUACUGUUGUUGAGGAGACAGUCGAUGCUGAGGAACUGGCGGAUGCGGCUGAUGCUGUUGAUGCGUCAGGUGAAAGUGACGAAGAGGAACCCGUGACCGAGACCUUCUGGUUUACUGAAACCGUCUAUGAAGACGGCGCAACCGGUACACCUGAGGAGGAGAUCGCGACCGUUGAUGUUGAGGACUUGCAGAAAUCCCACUAUAACCCCAAAGACAUCAUCGAUCUGGAGAUUCUUUACUGGAAGUCUAAGGUGGAUAAAAUGUUGAAAUUGGCUUACAACAGUCUUGAGGACGACAUGAUCCCCGUCUUGAAUGCCACUCUCGAGCCAUUGAGAGACGAGAUUUCAGCUAACUUCACCCAGUUGCAGAAGGACAACUAUGAGCGUUACAAGAAAAUGAAUAUCCUCAUCUCCAAGAUUAAUAAGGACUUUGAGCAUAUGAAAGAGACCAACCAGCUCAUAGUGGAGCCCGAGGUGGAUAGGCAAAUGAUGAGAGACGAGAUCAGCGCAUGCAGAGAGGCUGUUGAGCAGACCAUGCAAAACGUUGAAGAUGCUCUUAACGAGCAACAUGCCGAAAUCGUCAAGCAAUACUUUGUUGUCACGCAAGAAACGGUCGAUGUGAUUGAGUCGUAUGCUGAGACGCUCUUGUCGGAGUUUAACAACCGUCUCACCGAAAUAAUACGUGUACUUGACACCGAUCCUGAGUACGAAGACAAGCUUGGUUGGGCUGCCUGGAAAGAGAAUCAUAAAAUCAAGGAACUGAUCUUCCAGCUUCGCGACAAGAUCUUCGAUGAAGCCAACCAGUACAAGGAGAACCACCGCGGCGAGGUCAAACCACGCGGCUUGGAGCCUUGGAUCGACUACUUGAUCAGCAUAAACUUUCACAUUAAUUUCCUUCUGCGAGACACCGAUGAAUACCUUCAAUUGGUGAGAGCCAAGGCAAACGUCGCAUACCAGAUGAGAGAGGCAUUGACACGUCAGUUUGAGGAGGCCGAGGCCGAGGCUGAAAAAGCAGCUGCUAAGGCAGCAGAGGAAGAGGCUGCUAGAAAAAUUGCGGACGCCCAGAGGGCCAAUGAAGCUAUCGAGAGCGCUGCCGCUGAAGCCUCCUUUGCUGCGGAGUUCUCCGCGCCUGGGGUUGAAGAUGUUCCCCAAGUCGAGCCGGAGGAACAAAUUCCUGAGCCCAAGGUGAACUUUGAGCAAGUGGCGGAGCCAGUGGAGGAAAUUGUUGAUGAGGCGGUGGAUGAGGUCCCCGCGGAGUUUGUGGAUGAAACACCAGAGGAGAUAAGCACACUCUAA